Homarus americanus (American lobster) is the source of this 2349-nucleotide messenger RNA. Its product is annotated as ecdysone-induced protein 78C-like. Lineage: Eukaryota; Metazoa; Arthropoda; Malacostraca; Decapoda; Nephropidae. Gene Ontology annotation, biological process: regulation of DNA-templated transcription. The record is from RefSeq and is a predicted model, not a curated record. Gene Ontology annotation, molecular function: zinc ion binding; nuclear receptor activity; sequence-specific DNA binding. Bases 596 to 2194 code for a protein of 532 amino acids. The transcript has 9 exons.
GUAGUGUAGUGUGGACGAGCACGAACGUCCGACGGUGUGUGUGUUGUCGUCGCCGCUGUGGUGAACUUUGUGGCAAGACGCGUCUCUGCUCACGCUGCCGCUGCUGCCCCCCCAACACCCGGCUGGGCAUUCUCUUGACGACCUGCCGCGCGGAAUACUGAGCAGGCGCUGUAGCAGGACCAACAAAAAGAAACCCAUGACGUGUUUGUGUCUCUAAGCUUGUUAAAAAAAAGAUACAAUUCUCUCGGUUCUGUCUAGUAAAGACUAUUUGUUUAGUCGUUGUGCAGUGGAUAAAGAUGGAUACGUCCAGUGGCUAGGGCUUGGUAGACAGACACUGCUGUGGCCCAUGUUGUCCGGCUACCUGAGGACGACGCUGAAGGUGGUGUGACCAGUGUUGGCUCUCCGACGACCCAGGACUCAGGCAUGACACAAAACACAAGGUGAUAAUUUUACUGCGGGGGCAUUCACACUCCCCACCAUCAGGAGGUCAUAUACUAUACUCAGACGCUGAAGGAGACGCUGACGAAGUACAACCAGGAAAGGAAAGGUGAAAAACACACUGAAAGACCCGAGGGCAAACUUCGGCUCCGUCAACAUGGAUGUCUUCAAGAUCGACCAGAGUCUGGGGAAUUUAGGUUCAGGCGUUGCCGAGGUUAAGGUCACGAAUCCUGAGGUCACUUUCGACACCAACACAGACUUUAACCUCUCGUUCUUUGACGCCUCGACGUCUCCAUCUCCCGUAGUCAUCAAGAAGGAGGAGUUCGAUGAGCGGACAUUCGAUUCAGUGGCUCCCGACUCCCUCUUCUCUCCGUCGGCUGAGUACUCGCCCUUCACCACCGAGGAGUCCAAGUACACAUCUUUCUCAGACACGGCGCAGCCCUACGCCCAGGACUCUACCAGUAGCCUCAGCCCGGCCUCCACGCCCACCCUCAUCUCCCCUCUGCCCUCGCCCUCACCCGGCCUCAUGCACGCCCACAACACCACCACACAGCUACUCAAGGCACCCAUCGUUAUAAAGACAGAACAGAGUUACCAGGCAGCGGAUAGCACGCCCACACCCACCACAGCCACGCCCACCAACAAGAACUUUGUCCCGUGUAAAGUAUGUGGUGACAAGGCCUCAGGGUACCACUACGGCGUCACGUCUUGCGAGGGGUGUAAGGGGUUCUUCCGGCGGAGUAUUCAGAAACAGAUCGAGUACAGAUGCCUAAGGGACGGAAAGUGUUUGGUGAUCAGACUGAAUAGGAACAGGUGUCAGUACUGUCGAUUCAAGAAGUGUUUGGCUGUCGGCAUGUCCAGAGAUUCUGUACGGUAUGGUCGAGUUCCGAAACGGUCUCGAGAACGAGAGGGAGAUGGACGGGGCGAGGGAUCUGAGGUGGUGUCGAGGGAGGUGGAGAACAAACAGCUCGCCAUUUACGACAUCAUACUCACCAUCUCACAGGCUCACCACGCCAACUGCGCCUUUACUGAGGAGAAAACUCGAGCACUUGUCAGGAAACCCAUAAUUUUUAAUACGUCCGAGGUGACCAGUGACCCUGAGGCGGCCUCCUCAACUAUGGAUGCGUUGGAGCAGCAGAAGAUCAGUAUGUGGCAGACCUUCGCUGUGUUCAUGACACCUUCAAUACAACGCGUCGUCGAGUUUGCUAAGAGAGUUCCAGGAUUCUCGGAGCUGUCGCAGGAUGACCAACUAAUCCUGAUCAAGGUGGGAUUCCUGGAGCUUUGGCUGACCCACGUGAGCAGGAUGGUCAGCUCCUUAGACAACACCCUGACCUUCAGCGAUGGCUCCUACGUCACCAGGACACAGAUGGAGAUGAUGUUCGAUCAAGACUUCGUGUCCACUAUAUUCAACUUCGCGCUGACAUUUAACAACCUAAACCUCAACGACACGGAGCUGGCACUCUUCACGGCGGUGGUGCUACUGACGGCUGACAGACCGGGUAUUACCGACAGCAAGGUCAUUGAACAGCAGCAAGAUAAGAUAAUUGAAGCUCUCAGGGUUCAGGUGGGACGAAACCACGCCAGCGAGACUCACCUCUUCCCCAAUGUGGUGAUGAAGAUGCCAGAGCUGCGACAGAUUGGCGCCAAACACCACGAACACCUCAACUGGUUCCGCUCAAACUGGUCCAGACUUAAGCUGCCGCCGCUCUUUGCUGAAAUCUUCGACAUUCCCAAGUGUGAAGAGGAUCUUUUAUGAGCAGUGUAUAGUAGGAGAGUAAAUUAUUCGCGGUAGUGUGACAGACCCCCAUUCCGGUGGACCAAGUGUGUGGACCCCCAGCCUCAUCUUAGCUAUGCUCACAGCCACCGCCAAGCACUACAGUCGCCACUCAGUCAGCAGCUGCCUCUCACAAG